This is a messenger RNA of Phaeoacremonium minimum UCRPA7, 921 nucleotides long. RefSeq lists its product as hypothetical. The record is from RefSeq and is a predicted model, not a curated record. NCBI's taxonomy places the organism in Eukaryota, Fungi, Ascomycota, Sordariomycetes, Togniniales, Togniniaceae. The coding region runs from base 1 to 921 and encodes 306 amino acids. The transcript has 2 exons.
AUGGCGCCGCUCAUCCCCCGGAUGCAUCUCUUUGAGAUCGACGACCAGCCAUGGUUCCACCCCUGGUUCCGCGCCCGCGUGCAGGCCGCCCUCACCCAGGCCUGGACCUUCCGCGUGCCCGUCCUGCAGCGCAUGUCCGCCGCCAGCAUGGCCGCCCAGGUCUUGUGUCUGAAGCUGGCCUCGUCGGUGACUGACUAUGUCUUCAUUGACUUCUGCGCCGGCGGGGGCGGGCCCACGCCCUUCAUCGAGGCCAGCCUCAACGCCCAGCUGGCCUCGCUGUCCAAGAGCGCAGACGUCGACGCCGUCCGCUUCGUCCUGACGGACCUGCACCCGCACGUCGAGGAUUGGGCGAAAGCCGCCGCCGCGAGCCCCAACAUCAGCUACGAGCCCUCGCCCGUGGACGCAGCCAACGCGCCGCCGGACCUGCUCCGGAAGCACAGCACCGGCCCAGGGCGCUCGCCAGCCGACAGGGACCGCAAGAAGAAGGUCUUCCGCCUCUUCAACCUCGCCUUCCACCACUUCGACGACGCCCUCGCGCGCGCCAUCCUGCGCAACACGCUCGAGACCUCCAGCGGCUUCGCCAUCUUCGAGCUGCCCGACCGCACCGCCGCCGGCUUCCUCACCACCCUCGUCUUCGGCGUCGGCAUCAUGCUCACCGCCCCCUACUACGCCUGGGCCUGGCGCUCCCCCAUGACCCUCUUCUGGGCCUGGGUCGUCCCCGUCCUGCCCUUUGUGCUCGUCUUCGACGGCAUCGUGUCCGGCCUGCGCGUGCGCACUCCCGAGGAGGUCGAGGUGCUGCUGCGCACAUGCGGUGCCGAGGGUGGUGCUGAGGGGUGGGAGGUUAGGAGCGGGCGGGAGAGGCAUCUGUGGCCGUGUGGGUACCUGAACUGGAUUAUUUGUGUUAAGAAGGAAUCAAAGUGA